AGUUUAAGGAGAUCAUCAUGGAUUAGAAAUGAGCAGUCUUCAUUUUGGAUUUAGAAUACAUGUAAUCAAUGUAUUAUUUUGGAAUUUAAUUGUAAAGUUACAUGAGUGCAGGAUAAAAAUAAUAAUAUUGCUUGACUUUUGUUAUCAGGAGAAUGAAAAGCAGUCUAUAUUGGUGAGUAUACUGUAUAUGUGGGGAAAUCUAUUACUGAAGCAACAAGUCAAGGAAGUAUCCAUUUAGGUUGUCUGUUCUUUGUGAUUUCAUCAAUUUAACUUAUAUGAAAGCUACAGUAGGAAGAUUUGCUCCUUUUCUUCAAACAUUGACAGCACAUCUUUACCAUCUACCAGGACCAUGGAAAACUCUACUCACUUUAAGGUCUUUAGGCUUGCUGCAUACGGUGAUAUCGGACAAUUGAAGUAUUUCUACUUUGCUGUAGUAACUGUAUUAUAUCUUGUCAUCAUUCUUGCCAAUGCUUUACUUAUUGGAGUUAUCUGCAUUGAAAGAAGCCUUCAUGAACCCAUGUAUCUGUUUCUAUGUGCUUUGUUUGUUAAUCAGUUGUAUGGGAGCACUGGUUUGUUUCCUGCUUUCAUGUUUUACUUGCUGUCUGACACACAAUAUAUUUCCCUUCUUUAUUGUUAUCUCCAGAUUUAUGUGUUGUACACAUGUGCUCUAACAGAAUUUAGUAAUUUAGCAGUUAUGUCCUAUGACAGGUACAUCUCCAUUUGUUAUCCUCUACAGUAUAAUAAUAUUAUGACACCUAAAACCAUUUGUGGCUUAAUUCUACUGUCCUGCUUGUCUUCUUUUUUUCUCAUGGCCAUCAUUAUCUCCCUGAGUUUGCGACUGCAAUUUUGUGGUAACGUUCUAGACAGACUGUAUUGUGACAACUACUCGAUAGUCAAGCUUGCCUGUUCAAAUACUAUGCUGAAUAACAUAUGGGGUCUUGUUGUCACUGUGCUUUUUAUUUCUUGUACUAUAUUUCCUACCAUAUACUCAUAUGUAAGAAUUCUACAGAUAUGUUUAAAGUCUUCUAAAGAGACAAAACAGAAAGCAUUUAACACCUGUAUACCACAUAUAGCCUCUUUGCUGAACUUCUUAUUUGGCUGGUUAUUUGUGAUUCUACAAGGCAGAUAUGAAACUGCAGAUCUUUCACCUAUAUUUCGCACUAUUUUAUUAGUUUAUUUUCUGAUAUGUCCACCAAUUUUCAACCCUUUAAUGUAUGGUGUUCGGAUGGUUAAAAUCAGGCAUGCUUGUAACAAGGUACUAGGCCUUAACCCUGAAACAUAACCU
Molecule: messenger RNA, 1285 nt
Organism: Oncorhynchus nerka (sockeye salmon)
Lineage: Eukaryota; Metazoa; Chordata; Actinopteri; Salmoniformes; Salmonidae
Product: olfactory receptor 11A1-like
Exons: 1
Coding region: 350-1282 (310 amino acids)
Biological process (GO): G protein-coupled receptor signaling pathway; detection of chemical stimulus involved in sensory perception of smell
Cellular component (GO): membrane
Molecular function (GO): odorant binding; olfactory receptor activity; G protein-coupled receptor activity
Source: RefSeq, a predicted model, not a curated record